AUGAUGAGGCGACAAUUGAAUAUUAUGGACACACCUACUUCGGUCGAUUGUGGAAGAGAUGUUAGAUUCCGGCGAUCCUUUCGCACUUUGAUGGAGUGCAUGGUCCCCGCUUGCUGCGCCUUCCAACAAUCAGAAGCUCUCUUCAACGACAGUUGUAAUACAGUCACCGGCACUUUUUUAGGAUACAGAAACGGUAGGGUCAGUUUCUGCAUCCAACAAGACACCAAGAGCAGUCCAAUCUUGCUCUUGGAAUUCGCAGUUGUAACAUCAUAUCUCGCUCGAGAGAUGCAGCAUGGCCUCCUCAGGAUAGCUCUCGAGUGCAAAGGGGGAUGUGGCUCUCUCUACAAAGUUCCGGUUUGGUCCAUGUCCUGCAACGGCCGGAAAGUUGGAUUUGCCGUCAGGCGUGAGAUGAGCGAAAAUGACGACAGCGUGUUGAAGCUUAUGCAUUCUAUCUCUGUUGGGGCUGGGGUUUUACCAAAGUUGGGGGAGAAUUUUAACGGUGACGAUCUCAUGUACCUUAGAGCUAGCUUCGAUAGAGUAAUUGGGUCACCCGACUCUGAGUCCUUUCAUAUGAUUAAUCCGGUCGGAAGUUCUGGACAAGAGCUAAGUGUAUUCCUUGUCAGAUCUUAA
This is a messenger RNA of Fraxinus pennsylvanica, 630 nucleotides long. NCBI's taxonomy places the organism in Eukaryota, Viridiplantae, Streptophyta, Magnoliopsida, Lamiales, Oleaceae. The record is from the annotation of a GenBank genome assembly.